GGCGGGACAACAGGAAGUAAACAUUGACGGACUGAUCUCGUCUCUGUCGGAAGCCUCUUUGGGGUCGGCUGUGGCCGGACUGGAGGGGUCCAGAUAACCAUGUCAGCUGCAGCUGUAGAUGCAGUUAAUGCGGCCCCCCUGUCGGGGUCCAAAGAAAUGAGUCUGGAGGAACCAAAGAAGAUGACCAGAGAGGACUGGAGAAAGAAGAAGGAGUUAGAAGAGCAGCGGAAACUGGGUAAUGCUCCUGCAGAAGUUGAUGAAGAAGGAAAAGACAUCAACCCUCAUAUACCUCAGUAUAUUUCUUCAGUGCCGUGGUAUAUUGAUCCAUCAAAAAGACCUACUUUAAAGCACCAGAGACCACAACCAGAGAAACAGAAGCAAUACAGCUCAUCUGGAGAAUGGUACAAGAGGGGUGUAAAAGAGAAUUCCAUAACUACUAAGUACCGCAAGGGAGCAUGUGAAAAUUGUGGGGCCAUGACACACAAAAAGAAAGACUGCUUUGAGAGACCUAGGCGAGUUGGAGCAAAAUUUACAGGUACUAAUAUAGCUCCAGAUGAGCAUGUCCAGCCCCAGCUGAUGUUUGACUAUGAUGGGAAGAGGGACCGGUGGAAUGGCUACAAUCCAGAGGAACACAUGAAAAUUGUAGAAGAAUAUGCCAAAGUUGAUCUGGCAAAACGAACACUGAAAGCCCAGAAACUCCAAGAAGAAUUAGCCUCAGGGAAAUUAGUGGAACAAGCUAAUUCUCCAAAACACCAGUGGGGAGAAGAGGAACCAAAUUCUCAAACGGAAAAAGAUCAUAACAGUGAAGAUGAGGAUGAAGAUAAAUACGCAGAUGACAUUGACAUGCCUGGACAGAACUUUGACUCUAAGAGGCGAAUUACUGUCCGGAAUCUCAGGAUUCGAGAAGAUAUUGCAAAAUAUUUGCGGAAUUUAGAUCCAAAUUCUGCUUACUAUGAUCCCAAAACUAGAGCGAUGAGAGAGAAUCCCUAUGCCAAUGCAGGAAAGAAUCCAGAUGAAGUGAGCUAUGCAGGGGAUAACUUCGUUAGAUACACAGGAGAUACCAUUUCAAUGGCUCAGACACAGUUGUUUGCUUGGGAAGCCUAUGACAAGGGAUCUGAAGUGCAUCUGCAGGCCGAUCCUACAAAACUAGAGCUGUUGUACAAGUCCUUCAAAGUCAAAAAAGAAGACUUCAAGGAACAGCAGAAAGAAAGCAUCCUGGAAAAGUAUGGUGGCCAAGAACAUUUGGAUGCCCCUCCAGCUGAAUUGCUUUUAGCUCAGACUGAAGACUAUGUGGAGUACUCAAGACAUGGGACAGUCAUCAAAGGACAGGAGAGGGCUGUCGCCUGCUCUAAGUAUGAGGAGGAUGUGAAGAUCCACAAUCACACACAUAUCUGGGGAUCUUACUGGAAAGAUGGCCGAUGGGGAUACAAAUGCUGUCACUCCUUUUUCAAGUAUUCCUAUUGCACGGGAGAAGCUGGGAAGGAGAUUGCUAAUUCAGAGGAAUGUAUUAUAAAUGAUAUAACUGGAGAAGAAUCUGUAAAAAAACCUCAAACGCUCAUGGAGAUGCAUCAGGAAAAACUAAAAGAAGAUAAAAAGAAGAAAAAGAAGAAGAAGAAGAAGCAUCGAAAGAGCAGUUCAGAUAGUGAUGAUGAAGAAAAGAAACAUGAAAAAUUGAAAAAGGCCCUGAAUGCAGAGGAAGCCCGCCUUCUUCACGUCAAGGAGAUUAUGCAGAUUGAUGAGAGGAAGCGGCCUUACAAUAGCAUAUAUGAAACUUGGGAACCCACUGAAGAGGAAAUGGAGGCCUAUAGAAUGAAACGUCAGAGGCCGGAUGACCCCAUGGCCUCCUUCCUUGGACAGUAG
This is a messenger RNA of Puma concolor (puma), 1860 nucleotides long. Lineage: Eukaryota; Metazoa; Chordata; Mammalia; Carnivora; Felidae. The record is from RefSeq and is a predicted model, not a curated record.